Molecule: messenger RNA, 156 nt
Organism: Micromonas pusilla CCMP1545
Lineage: Eukaryota; Viridiplantae; Chlorophyta; Mamiellophyceae; Mamiellales; Mamiellaceae
Exons: 1
Biological process (GO): DNA replication
Cellular component (GO): replication fork
Source: RefSeq, a predicted model, not a curated record
CCGUCCAGGUGGACGAGGCGCAAGUUCCCCGUCCGCCCCGCCUUCGCGAUGACCGUCAACAAGAGCCAGGGACAAACGAUCCGCGGGCGCGUCGGAGUGCUCCUCCCCGAGCCUGUCUUCUCCCACGGACAGAUGCACGUCGCGGCCUCUCGGGUG